Molecule: messenger RNA, 1755 nt
Organism: Serinus canaria (Common canary)
Lineage: Eukaryota; Metazoa; Chordata; Aves; Passeriformes; Fringillidae
Product: carboxypeptidase A2
Exons: 13
Coding region: 391-1647 (418 amino acids)
Biological process (GO): proteolysis
Molecular function (GO): metallocarboxypeptidase activity; zinc ion binding
Source: RefSeq, a predicted model, not a curated record
GGUGUCCCCAGGGUGUUCCUGAGUCACUGGGUGACUCCAGAGCUCUGCAGGGCAGUGGGGAGAGCCCUGCCUGCCCUCACCCACACACCCUCCACCCACCCCGCCUGUGGAGCUGCACUGAGCCUCAGCCCGGUUCUUCUGGGGCUUGCACUGGGCUCAGGGGGACCUGGACCUGUGCUUGGUGACAUCCUGGCUCGGAGCUGCCCUGAGGACCUGCUCGGUGCCACCAGACCUGCUCUGCUGCUGGCUGGAUCCCGCGGGGCUCUGCUGCUUCUGGCCUUGUCCCCAGUCCCUCUGCAGCUCUCCUGGAGCCCCUGCAGGCCCUGGAAUGUGCUGGAAGCUCUCCCUGGAUCCUUCUCCUCUCCAGGCCCAGCUGAACUUGCAGCAAACAUGAAGCUGAUUUUCAUCUUCAGUGCCCUCCUCGGGGCUUCCCUGUGCCUGGAAACCUUCGUUGGGCACCAGGUUCUCCGGAUCAAGACCAAAAAUGAGGAGGAGCUCAAGCAGCUGAAGCUUUUGGAAUCGCUGGAACACCUGGAGCUGGAUUUCUGGAUCAACCCCUCUGCCCCUGCCCUCCCUGUGGAUGUGAGAAUUCCUGCUGUCAGAGUCCAGUCAGUGAAAGCCUUCCUGGAAUCCCAGGGCAUUGAAUAUUCCAUCCUGAUCGAAGACCUGCAGGAUGUUCUGGAUAAAGAAAAGCAAGACAUGGUUGAGAGUGCCCAAAGGCAGCGCAGCAGCACCACCUUCGACUUUGGUGCUUACCACACUCUGGAUGAUAUUAAUGCAGAACUGGACCAUCUUGCAUCUGAGUUCAGCUUUGUGGAAAAGAUCCAGAUCGGGGAAUCCUACGAAAAGCGGCCUCUGUACGUCCUGAAGUUCAGCACCGGAGGCUCCAACCGCCCGGCCAUCUGGCUCGACGCCGGCAUCCAUUCCCGCGAGUGGAUCACGCAGGCCAGCGCCCUGUGGAUCGCCAACAAGAUUGCCUCUGACUAUGGAACAGAUGAGUCCAUCACCUCCCUGCUGGACAAGAUGGAUCUUUUCCUGCUGCCAGUCGCCAACCCUGAUGGAUUUGUGUACACUCACACCUCGAACCGCAUGUGGAGGAAAACCCGCUCCAAGAUUCCCGGCAGCAUCUGCGUCGGAGUUGAUCCCAACAGGAACUGGGAUGCAGGUUUUGGAGGUCCUGGAGCCAGUAACAGACCCUGCUCCGACUCCUACCACGGGCCCAGGGCCAACUCCGAGGUGGAGGUGAAAUCUGUUGUUGACUUCAUCAAGAAUCAUGGAAACUUCAAGGCCUUCCUGACCCUGCACAGUUAUUCCCAGCUCCUGAUGUAUCCCUAUGGAUACAAAUGCACCAGGCCAGAUGAUUAUGCUGAGCUGGAAUCUCUGGGAAGAGCUGCUGCCAGUUCCAUCCGCUCCCUCUAUGGCACCACCUUUCAAGUGGGCACCAUUUGCAAAACCAUCUACCAAGCCAGUGGAGGCAGCAUUGACUGGAGCUAUGACAAUGGCAUCAAAUAUUCCUUUGCCUUCGAGCUGCGGGACACGGGGCGCUACGGCUUCCUGCUGCCCGCCAACCAGAUCCUCCCUGCUGCCCAGGAGACCUGGCUGGGCCUGAAGACAAUCAUGGAGUAUGUGAGGGACAAGUCCUCCUGAGAGCUGGGCUGGGACUCAGCUCUCUGCAGCACAGCUCAGAAAUCCUCUGUGGCUGUGAUGGCUGUCAUGAAAGGAAUGGCUGAAUAAACCCUGUGCAUUCCCCCCGUG